UGGCCUGGGACGUCCCGCUCCGCCCUGUCAGCUGUUGGCUUCGGGAGGAGGAGGGGUGCGGCGGUGGUCGCGGUGGAGAGGGGCUGGAUCGCAGUUCGAGGGCGAGAUGUUGUGAUCGGGGGCGGCGGAGGCGGUGUCCCUGCAGUUCACUGAGCGGAGGAGCCUGGUGCCGAGGCUCUCGCCUCCCCGGGUUCGGGAGCCUAUAGGCCCCGGUGCCGCCAUGCAGCCACUGCAAAGCCAGGCCUGGGGCCGCCUCAGCCGUAUCGACCGAGAGAGCGAGAGCCACAUCCUGCUGGUGAACAGCGAGUGGACCAUCGGCAGGAGGAAGGGUUGUGAUUUAUCAUUUCCUGGCAAUAAGCUUGUCUCAGGAGACCACUGUAAAAUAAUUCGUGAGCAUACUGGGCAGGUGUGGUUAGAAGACACAAGUACCAAUGGAACAGUCAUCAACAAAUCCAAAGUGGUGAAGAAACAGACCUAUCCAUUGCAAAAUGGAGAUGCAAUUUACGUUGUCUACAGGAAAAAUGAGCCAGAUCAGAAUGUUGCCUAUUUAUACAAAGCACUGAAUUCUGAAGAGGAGAGUGUGGAAGAUGCUUUGGGAUCAUCUUGCAGUCAGGUUAAUCAGAUUAUCAGUGAAACCUCAAGUUUGGACAGCAGCUCCAACCAAACGUCAGUUGCCAAUCCCCUUUGUUCCAAGCGAGUGGAGCACCCUUCACGAGAGGAUCCACAACCAUGCACAUCUAACUACAACCCUUUCUGUACCUCUGCAGUGGAUUCUAUCGCUAGUCAGCCUUCUGCCUCUACUCUGCAACCAUGCAUUUCCUCAACAGGGCCAUUGUCCACCACUGGACCUUCUGCACUCACACAAGAAACUAGCUGCUCAGCAGCACUUUGGACUUCAUGUCCAAGGCCACCCAGUCCUCCUUCAGCAACCUCACGGACUUGGGCAGGCACGGAAAACACACCAGGAUUUGAAGUCUUAGCAUACACUGUUUCUGAUGUCCAGGCCAAAGAAGAGGACAUGGAACCAGCCAAAAAGAAACAGAAAAGAGAGAAUGAUGGAACUCCAGAACCAUUUCAGCUCGGUGAAGGUCAGAGUUCAAAUGUUAGGCACGAGGAUCAAGGGAACUUGGAGGGAAAACAGCCAGACAAAAUGGAGGAAACACUCACCUGUAUCAUCUGUCAGGAUUUGUUGCACGAUUGUGUCAGCCUUCAACCAUGCAUGCACUCUUUCUGUGCAGCCUGUUAUUCAGGGUGGAUGGAGCGGUCAUCACUCUGCCCAACUUGCCGUUGUCCUGUUGAACGCAUUAGCAAAAAUCACAUGGUGAAUAAUCUUGUGGAAGCUUAUCUCCUCCAGCAUCCAGAGAAAUGUCGCAGUGGAGAUGAACUCCAAAGCAUGGAUGCCAGAAAUAAAAUUACCCACGACAUGUUACAGCCAAAGAUUAAACGGUCAUUCUCCGAUGAAGAGGUCAGCUCUGAGGAUUUUCUGGAACUGUCAGAUGUGGACAGUGAAUCUUCUGAUAUUAGUCAGCCAUACGUUGUGUGCCGACAGUGUCCUGGAUACAGGGCCGAGAGCAAUCAGACUUCUUUCUUACCGGGUCAGCACAGUGGAUCCUGUGAGUUGCCAGGCUUUAGAACGACUGGGGACGCCCCGUCAACCUCUACCUGUACUCUUGUCGCUGUCCAAGAGUACACCUGCCCUGUCCGGGGUCCUCAUACGAUUUGCACUUGCUGUUUUCAACCAAUGCCUGACCGGAGGGUGGAACGUGAACAGAAUCCAACCAUUACUCCUCAACAAUGUACAGUUUGUUUACGGCCUUUCUGCCACAUGUACUGGGGCUGCUCUCGAGUAGGGUGUUCAGGAUGCUUGGCAAGAUUUUGUGAUAUAAAUUUUGGAGAAAAAUGUUUGGAUGGAAUAUUGAACAACAACACGUUUGAAUCUGAUAUCCUGAAGAAUUACCUUGCAUCCAGAGGCCUUACUUGGAAAGAGAUGCUGCAGGAAAGCCUUUUAGCUCUUCAGAGAGGAACAUUUGUUCUGACAGAUUAUAAUGUUUCAUCAAAUGCUGUUCUCUGUUACUGCUGUGGACUACAUAACUUCCGCGAGCUGGCUUAUCAGUACAGGCAGAACAUUCCGAAAGAGGAACUUCCAGGUUCUGUAACUGCACGUCCAGACUGUUACUGGGGUCGAAACUGUCGAACGCAAGUUAAAGCACAUCACGCUAUGAAAUUUAACCACAUCUGUGAACAAACUCGCUUCAAGCACUGAAGAUAUUCGAUGUCAAAGCCAUUGCAGCUCCUAGAGAAUGAAGAUUGAAUGGAUCUGAACUUUAAAAAUAGUCUUUAGAAAACUUUCUACAAAUUUAUGAGGCUCUGGAGCAUUGUAAAAAUUUAUACCUAAAAGAUGAAAGGGCAAGAUAUGGACCAGCCGGCACAAAAUUCACCCAUUUUUCUGCUGUGGUAGGAACAUAGUGCUUAGAGCUAUGAAAAUGGUUACGUUAAAGAUGCACUGCGCACAAUUUCAGAUUAUGGCUUGCAAAUAUUUACUCUAGUACUGUAAUGUCACAUUUUCCACAUAAAAUUAAUUCUUGUUUUGAAACUGCUGUGCAGUUAAUAUAAGAGUAUAAUUUUUUUUAAUUUAAAACAGAAGAACUGGAGAUGCAUCUUUUAAAAUUGUUGCUUUUAUUGAGCAAGAUUCCAGGGAUAUUCAUUACAAAAUAGUUAAGGCACUGAGAACAUAUAAUUUCAUGUCCAUUCUGGUGACUGCCCAGAAGUAUUUCUUCAACGUCUUUUGUAGAAACUGAGCUUGUAAAGAUUUAAUUUUCAACAAAGUAUUUUAAGUGGAAGAUUCCCGUGGACUGCUAUGGGAGCUGAUUUCAUUCCUGACUGCACACGCCUUUUUACUGCAGACAUCCUAAACGUUUAGAAUUUGGCAGGGAUUGCUCACUGACGGGGUGAUAUUGGCCACCAAUGAUAGCUAAAAGGGGUCAGAUCUGUGGUUGUUAAAGUAAACCUGUGCAGGAGAAUUUGUCUGCCAGCUGUACUUACCUUCUGUUUUUAUUGCAUUUUAAUGGAUUGGCCGAAUGGUCCAUGACCUACAGCGUGGAAUGUGGGGGAGGUGAUACUCUUGUACCCAUUCACUGGUAGGAGGUGAAGGCACACUUCUCCCACAGCUUCCAUAAGAAAGUCAUUGUGAAUUGUUUGCUGUUUUUAUAAAUUGCUUCAGGGUUUUUCCAAGUUUAGAAUCCUGUCUGAGAUUUCCUUGUGUGAGUUAGUCCUUUGUGUGUUAAGCACCAACUCCUUGUUCAAGUGACCAUGCUUUAAGGAGCCACUGGCUAGUGAGUGUCAGUGGGCUUUUUAUGGGAGUCUUGUAGUCACAUCUGAAUGAAUCUUCAAUUGACAUUGAUGUUCAAAUGGUUUAACUUGAUAUCAAAGAGUGUGUACAGUAUACAACUGGAAAUUCUUACUCUUCAGACAUGUCUGAAUCAGAGUCAGGUUUAGUAUCAGUGGCAUAUGUCAUGAAAUGUUGUUUUGCAGCAGCAAUAUAUUGCAAUACCUAAUUUUUUUUAAAACCUAUAAAUUACAAUAAGAAAUGUAUAUCUUUAAAAAAAAAAUUAGGGGUCCAAAAGAGAGCAAAGGAAAAAUGAGCUCGAGGAUGUUGGUUCGUUGUCCAUUCAGAAAUCUGAUGGCUGUGGGGAAGAAGCUGUUCCUAAAACAUUGAGUGUGUCUUCAGGCUGCUGUACCUCCACCUGGAUGGUAGCAAUGAGGAGGCGUGUCCUGGGUGAUGGGGGUCAUUAAUGAUGGACAUCUUAACACUGGAAAUGCUUGGGACUCGGUCCAGAAUUCUGUACUGAGAAACCUGAGGCUAUUUCAGAUCAAGUAUGUGCCUACUCUAGAUUAUAACUGAUGGGAGUACUACAGCACAGCAGCAGACCCUUCUGCCCACAAUGUCAAUGCUAACAAUUGAUUCUAUUUACCUUGCCGUACUCGGCAAAAAAUAAAAGUCAUAGAGCACAGAAAACACCCUUCAGCCUGUCCAGUCCAGGCUGAACUGUUACUCUGCCUAGUCCCAUUGACCUGCACCUGGACCAUAGCCCUUCCUAUCCCUCCCAUGUACUUAUCAAACUUCUCUUAAUCACUGCAGUUGAACCCACAUCCAGCACUUCUGCUGGCGGUUCAUUCAGCAAUUGCACCACAUUUCUAUUCUAGAAAACAGAUACUUCCUGUUCACUAUACCUAUGCCUCUCAUGAUCUUGUGAACCUCAAUCAGGUCUCCCCUCAGCCUCCGACACUCCAGAGAAAACAACCCAAGUUUGUCCAGCCUCUCGUGAUAGCGCAUGCCCUCUAAACCAGACAGAAUCCUGGUAAACUACUUCUGCAUCCUCUCCAAAGCCUCAACAUCUUCCCAAUAGUGGAGCGACCAGAACUGUACACAAUACUCCAGAUGUGGCCUAACUGAAGCAAACCUCAUUAAAACCUUGUGCUUAAGUAAGGUACUAGAGCUUGAUCCCCAGAAAAGCAUUUCACUGUCAGGAGGAAACCAAAUACUGUACAGUGUACCUCUGAUCUAUUUCAGAAUACAUUUGAAUCCAAAGAUUCUGGAGGUGUGAAUUAAAAGUUCCGAAAGUGCCUAGCAGGUCAGACAGCAUCAUUUUAAUAUUUCAGGCUGAUGAAGUUUUGUCAGACCUGGGCGAAGUUAGAAAUGAGACAAGUGUCAAGUAGCAGAACAAUGGUGGGGUGGGGGGGUGGUCGUUUUGGAAGAACUUAAUUAAGCCUGUCACCUCUAGUGGAGCACAGGCCACUAACAGUAGCUUCCCAGAGUCUUCUGUCCUGGACCAGUCUUUCACAUUGUCCCCAGAUUUGGCCCAUCUUCUUGGUGUAAUCCUUCUUUUCCCAGCAUUGGGGUCUUCUGAGCUUCUGUUGGUGUUUCUGUAGCGCUGGUUUUGCUAGCCCAAUGCCCAACACCCCCCCUCUUUCGGCAGCCAGGUUUGAGACUGUAAAUGGCGGGAUUUGUUGUGGAAGAACAAAUCCGUCUGAUUUCCCCUCCAUCUGGGCUCUGAGAAAGUUGUAUAUUGGUUUUAUUUAACAAAGCCCUGAAAAGGGGUAACCCUGUGGUUUAUGUAUCAUAAAGCAAAGGGGUGUAUUUGUCCCAGUGUGGCUGUACCAGUUAUUUGAAAGAGCUUCCUAUUCCCAACUUUUCCCUAUAGUUUUAGCCUUGUUUUAUCCAUUGUUCACAUCGGACUUGGAGGCCACUGGUCGGGGUUUGAAUCUGGGUGGUUUCUUACACACUUUCCAUCUGUGCUGGGUCCCACCAAGCAACUUGGCCUUGGGGUUAAAAAUAAGCAGACAAAAAUGCUAAAGAAACAGCAAGGUUGCCGCCCAACGUGCCAUAAGGCAUGGAAAAGGAACAACAAUUGCCAACAAAAUUGUAAAUUUUUAUUUAAAAAAGCAAUUCUUCAGCUGCAAGGCAACUUACAUCCUGUGACAUCUCUCCAUUAAGUGUUAUGAACAUUUCCUUUACCAUUUUGUUCUUUCAGAAUAAAUCCUCUUCCACUUCCUUGCAUUAAAUUCCAUCUGCCUGCUCUGCCACUAUCCAUCCCUGUCGCCUUUGCGAUUAUCAUCACUUAGCUUCCUACCAAACUUCCUGUUAGUUUUGUACACUUGCCUUGUGUCCCAAAGGUUAUAAUUUAAGCUAGUUUGUUACCUUCAUGAAUUUUACACUUACUGGCAUUCAGAGCAGCAGUGAAGGUUCUCCAUCUCUGUCUGUCCUUGGCCAUCUUCUCUGGUGUGCCCCAUGUGCUGUUCAGGGUCCUUAUUUCUGCCAAGUUGUGUUUGGUCUCCCGCGUUUUCUCCACCCUUCAGAGGUCCAGUGGGACUGUCUCGAUGAUGAUUGUGGCGUGUCCUCUUGAUGACAGUGAAGGAGUAGGGCAUGGUCUUCUUGGCCAGAAAAUGUGGAGCAUCUUGGUCUUGGCGUGUUCAAGGGCACUUCGUCAUGGCUGAUUCGUUUUCCUUCUCGGCCUCAAUGUUCUGCCUUUUCCCCAUAUCCCUGCACACCUUGACUAGUCGAGAAUACUGGUUGACAUACUGGUUAAUUGUUCUGUGAUUAGGCUAAGGAUUAAAUAGGUGAGUUGCUGGGCUGGAAGGGCCUGUUCUGUUCUGCACUGUGUCUCUAAAUAAACACAUAAACGACCAGCCUCCAGGAGCAUUCUUACUGCCUGUUACACUGCUGGUGUGUAGGGCAGCAAUGAAGAUCCUCCAUCUCCGGCGGUGCUCAGUGCUUUCUUCAUCACAUCAGUAACUUCCCCUCGGUUUUCACUACUGUCGGUUGCACGUGGAGACUCAGGAAUACCAUUGCACACAGUUGUAGAAGGAUUCUUCAUUUAUGUUUCCGUAACAUUUUUUUUGACCAGUCAGGGUUGUUAGCCCCGAGCUUGGAGGACCAGAGGACCACUCUUAGUCUUUUUGACAUGGGUGACCCUACCAAGAGUCAAAGGACAAGGUUUGUCUCUAGCCAGCAUAGCUCUCUGGGUCAUUGAGGAAUGCAAGCCUCCGAAACAAGAUUGUGAUCCUCGGAGGGAAUUUCAACACAUCAUUAUCUUAGUUGUAUGAAUCUCCAUUGAUAGGUUGGCACUGGUUAUAGCGGAGGCCACCAAUGUAGCUUGUUCGAUCUUGCCUUGAUUCCACCCCCCCCCCCUUAUGUUCACUGGCAUCCUAGUCAUUUGCCCACGUGUUACUGGACUUAACUUUGAACCUGCAUUCUGGAAUACAAGGGUGUUGAUUCUUCAGAUUGGCAAAGUUUCAAGCUCUGUGGUGCCUUUUCAAUGCUGCAUAAACACAACUAGACUGGCUGCUUUUGCUUAAGUACACAUUUUAUACUGAUUAAAAGCAGUUAAGUGAGAUCAGUUUCCAAAUCUCUGCAAAAACUAUCCAGUACGAUUGAGCAAGGUGUUCAGCGGAAGUGAGCAUUACAUCCAGUUGCUCUGCUUAGGAAUUCACAAUUUUCAAUCCCCACAGGUUGUUGAUUCUUACUUAGUUUAUACCUUGGCAGCGGGGGAGUUCCAUAGCCUCGGUUGUAGCAGGGAUUAGGUCUCAAGCUGUAGGCUUGCCUGCUGCUGCAGUCCAGGUGAGUAGACGCCAGAGGCGGUGUAGCGUGGCAUCCAUACUCAAUUGGGAGCUGGCUUCUCCCGUUGGUGCUGCCCUCCAGUGGUUGAUUAGUGGAAUGACAGGCAGGAUCUGUGCCAUCAAUUUAUGGGGCAUGUUGCUCAGGGUCUUGGACUAUUUAUGUUUUCUUGAGUGCCUUUUUUUUAAUUUGCUAUUUUGAAAGUGCUGUGUAUGUUUUGCAACUUGGCCCUAGAGGAACACUGUCUUGUUGGGCUGUAUCCAUGUAUGGUUGAAUGAUAAUUAAACUUAAUUUGAUUUGAUAUUUACUGAACAGAUUUCAAAGUUUCUGCGCAAGCCAAGUGAACAGAACAUGGAGAGCUGGAAGUCUUGAGAUAGAAAAGAAAUGCUGAUUGCAGAGAAUUCAGAUAGGAUGCACCUACAACAGGAAGACCAGAAUACAUCAGAUGCUGUAAAUCUAAAAUAUAGUGUCAAAUGCUGGAAAUGUUAAUGAAGGGUCAUCUACCAGAAAUGCUACCCACUUGUACCUCCACAGAUGCUGGAAAUCCAGAGCAAAUCUCACAAAAUGCUGGAGGAACUCAGCAUUUCAUCUACGGAGAGGAAUAAACAGUCGACUUUUUGGGCCAUGACUGAGAAAGAUCUCCCCCCCAAAAAGUCGACCGGCAGAAUCAGGUUUAAUAUCAUUUGCAUAUGCUGUGAAAUUUGUUAUGUGGCAGCAGUACAUGUCAAUACAUAAUAAAAACUGUAAAUUACAGUAUAUUUAAAAAGUUAAGCAAAAAGAGGGGAAUAAAAAUAGUGAAGUUGUCAUGAGUUUAAUGUCCGUCCAUUCAGGAACCUGAUAGCAUAGGGGGAGAAGUUGUUCUUGAAUCUUUGAGUGUGUGCCUUCAGGCUCCUGUACCACCUCCCUGAUGGUAGCAAUGAGAAAAGGGCAUGUCCUGGGUGAUAGCAUCCUUAAUGAUGGAUGCCAUCUUUCACUUGUUUUAUUUUGAAGCAUUGCUUCAUGAAGACAUCCUGGAUGCUGGGGAGACUAGUGCCCAUGAUGGAGCUGACUGAAUUUACAACCUUCUACAGUUUAUUUCAAUACAGUGUGGUGCACACCCCCGCCCCCCCCCCCAAAUUACCAGGCAAUGAUGCAGCCAGUUAAAAUACUCACCACAGUACCUCAGUAGAAAUGUGAGUUUAUUCAUUUCUGUAAAUACUGCCUGACCUGCUGAGUUCCUCCAGCGUCUUGUGAGUUGCUGCCUAACUUGACUGCCUCAGCACUUUCUAUUAAUUUUAAUAUUGAUUGCUGCAUAUUCCAAUUCUUAAGUGAAUAAGGAUUCUGUGCAUUUUAAGCCAUAUUCCAGAGGCAAACCUAAGCAAUAAGCACUUGAAUCAAUGUAUAAAUUGUGAGUCAGGUGCUGGUUAAUGAGGUAGUGGGUUCCAGGGUCUGUUUCAAUACUGAUGAAUUCCUAGAUAUGAGGAGCUUAUGAUAGAAUUAAAUUGCUGUAACCAUCGGCGAUAGAAGCAGAAUUAAGCUAUUCAAGUCUGCUCUGUCAUUUGAUCAUGGUUGAUUUACUUUUUUCUCUCAACCCCAUUCUCUUGUCUUCUCGCCGUAACCUUUGAAUCCUGACUAAUCAAGAACUUACCAAUCCUCGCUUUAAGUACACUCAAUGUCUCCACAGCCUUCUGUGGCAAUAAAUUGUACAGAUUCACCACCCUCUGAAGAAAUUUCUCCUCAUCUCUGUUCUAAAGGGAUGCUCUUCUACUCUGAAGGCUGUGCCCUCUGGUCCUAGACUCCCCUACUGCAGGAAACGUCCUCUAAGUCAGUUACUUUUGCACUGAUCAUCACCAGUACAGUUCCAGUGUAGAAUCUGGUAUUGCAGAAAACCAUCCAACCCAUUGUCCAAGUGGUAACACUUGAGUCCUAGUAUUGUGUCAAGUGUUUGAGUGCGGCAGUAAUCCUAAAUGUCGCACUUCCAGAACUCUGGGAAAUUGUAGCUGUUAUGAGUGCAUCUUCACCUUAGCUCCAAUUACGUUUACAUUUUUGGCUUGAAGUUACCACUUUAACAAUAAAUUGUCUGGUGCCAUUCCCUUGAGAUUUGAUUUAACCAGGCUUUCUGAAAAUAGUAUCACUGUAUCCUGAGAAAACCCACAAAUGCUUUGUCUUGAGUGAUGUGGAUGCCAGAACGUAGUUGGCCGGAUUCAUCUCGUCCUGCUUUCUAGGCCAGAGUUAACUGCCCAUCAGAUUUAGAAUUCUUUCUCAUGUUUCUCCUUGUAGUCUCCUCCCUUCCUAAAUCUGCAACCUUCCCACUCGUCGUUUCCAACCGUGAGCACUUUCCUUCUGCCACAUUGUCAUCUUAUGAAUCUUCUCUUCCUUCAGCCCAAUAUUUCUAGCUCUGCAUUUGGUAACUCUGGGAUUUUCUGCAUCUU
Molecule: messenger RNA, 9525 nt
Organism: Mobula hypostoma (lesser devil ray)
Lineage: Eukaryota; Metazoa; Chordata; Chondrichthyes; Myliobatiformes; Myliobatidae
Gene: chfr
Product: checkpoint with forkhead and ring finger domains, E3 ubiquitin protein ligase
Exons: 16
Coding region: 221-2263 (680 amino acids)
Biological process (GO): mitotic cell cycle checkpoint signaling; protein ubiquitination; ubiquitin-dependent protein catabolic process
Cellular component (GO): nucleus
Molecular function (GO): ubiquitin-protein transferase activity; protein binding
Source: RefSeq, a predicted model, not a curated record